AUGGUUCAAGUCCGCACACCAGCCAAUAGUAUCUUCGAGUAUCUCACGCAUGAGAACCCGAGGUUGACCGCGCUUGCACAGAUGUCGACGCAGAGCCGAAAUGAAGACUGGUACACACCGAAAAAAGUCGAGAAAUGGAAGGACUUUGAUUUCUCCAUGUCAAAAAAAAUAUUCGGCGCCCAACUUUGGGCGGAAUGCCAGGCUUCUCGGAUCAUGAGUUAUGGGCCCGACCUUGUUCCCGAAGAGCGGCUCCACGAGAACGAGAGGACGGGCGAACGGAUACUCGACUCCUGGACAGUUCGAGUUGUCAACACUGCCCUUGACUGUGUCAGGCACUCGCUGAGACCCGUUUUCUGGGUCACUGGAACAACCAAGCGAUACAAGCUUCCCGAAACCGACCAAGUUGACAUUCGUGACCCGCAGCCAGCUAUCGAGGAGGCAGAUUCUGAUGAACACAGCGACACCUCUGAGCAGGCCUGCCACCACUACAAUCUCAGGCGGAACCCGCGCCGGACAGCCAAGGCGGAUCUCAAUAGCGUGAAAAGAUCCCGUUCAUCCUCUACCACGCCGAGUCCAGCACCAAAGAAGAUGCGCCGCCUCAAGCCAGAUGGCGGGGGUAAGCGCGUGGAGGAUAUGUCAGUAGAUCGGCUUCCUAGCGACAUCAAGGGCCACUGGGAGAGCAAAGACGUGACGCGUAAGAACGGAAAAUAUCUCGACAGCAAAGGAUGCUGGAAGUAUGGCAUGAGCAUACACGACCAAGCGAGACCGCUCCGGCAAAUCUACACGUAUUGUGUUGAGGCUAACGCUCGAUAUGGCUUCCUUAUCACGUGUGAAGAAGUCCUCCUAGUGCGCGUCAGCCUCUUGAGAGAAGAAGAUCCCGAGAGUGCCGUCAUUCCCUCAGAGGAGUUGAUCCGGGAGUCGAUGAUAGAGCAAGGGCGGCUGGAGUUCAAAUCCAUCCGGUGGGGAGUACACCGCGACACACGGCAGAGCCUCGACGACUUCCAGAAGCUCACCGUGAACUUUUCGCUGUGGAUUCUUUUCAUCCUGGCGGGGAAUAAUUCGCAAAUCGGAUGGGAUUACGAACCCCUGGAGAAGGAGUGCUUGGCUCGCAUCAGGGAGAUCAGUGUCGAUGAGAACAGUUCAGUCACAGAAAGCAAUCCCAACGACGAAAGUGGUCUAGACCGGGAGACUAGGGUUUCAUCAUCAAAUUCAACAAGGAAGGCACUGUCCCCGCCUCUGCAUGACGAUGGAACUACUGAAGCUGAUGAUGAGGUCAUUCUCAAUUCAGCAGCAGCAAGCUUUAACACUGAAGGUGGCAUAAGCGGUGAAUUAUCAGCCGCGGUGGCGGAACGAGGCAUGGGCCAACGCGGAGAAAGAGGACGAGGCAGGGAUUGCGCCAUCACAACCUAA
Molecule: messenger RNA, 1410 nt
Organism: Diaporthe citri
Lineage: Eukaryota; Fungi; Ascomycota; Sordariomycetes; Diaporthales; Diaporthaceae
Exons: 2
Coding region: 1-1410 (469 amino acids)
Source: RefSeq, a predicted model, not a curated record